This is a messenger RNA of Schistocerca serialis cubense, 1355 nucleotides long. RefSeq names its product TM2 domain-containing protein CG10795 (gene bisc). Bases 288 to 830 code for a protein of 180 amino acids. The transcript has 3 exons. NCBI's taxonomy places the organism in Eukaryota, Metazoa, Arthropoda, Insecta, Orthoptera, Acrididae. The record is from RefSeq and is a predicted model, not a curated record.
AAAAAAGUUGCCAAGAAACGUCACAGUUCACCCCAUUUUCGGGAUAGAACAUGAAGUCUGUCUUUUAUAAGUGAAUACUAACUAAUGUUAAAUGAAUCUGUUCCCUUUUUGAUGCCGUAUCUGUUCGAUUCUGAGCGUGGUUUUUUAAAAUGGAACGUCGACCCAUAAGAACAGCUGAUCGUAAACUAUUGUCAACAAGAUUUGUUUAUGAUAUCCGCUUAGUAGUGGCAGAUGCAGUUGUCUGCAGAAUGUUUACAUGAGUUUCAGAAAACUGCAACGUGCGGGAAAUGAUUAGAGUCUUAUUGAUUAUUCUAGCUGUGUCCAUUACUUGUCGUAGUCAUGAGAUUACUGAUGUGGAUUGUACUAAGCUUCGGAUGGGCCAGUAUUUGUGUCCUGAUCCAAGCUACGAUUAUAUCGACAUAAAAACUCAGCAACCUCGUGGUUGUAUGCGUGAAACAAACAGAGCAAAAGUAAUGUGCAGAGCAGCGCCAGGUAUCGUCUGCCGAGACACAAAGAAUUCAACUUUUUUCAAAGAAAUUCCGUGCAAGUGGACGAAUGGUUACUCAUUUGAAACAGCCCUGCUUCUUUCCAUUUUCUUGGGCAUGUUUGGAGCAGAUCGCUUUUAUUUGGGAUACCCAGCCAUUGGUCUCCUGAAGUUCUGCACAUUAGGUUUCAUGUUUCUUGGGCAGUUAGUAGAUAUAAUACUUAUUGCAACACAGACUGUGGGGCCAGCUGAUGGGUCAUAUUAUGUUAUCCCACAUUAUGGUGCAGGUAUAGAAGUAAUUCGAAGCAAUAACUGGACAUACAAACUGCCACAGGAUGACUGGUGAAACAGUAUUCUGUUUGUUGGUCAUCUAUUAAAGAUUAAUAUAUGUGAAAAAAUUGUGUGGUGGAAAAAUUCACGAACGUUGUCUUCCAUUGUUACACCACUGUGACUCUAGUGACAUUUUAGACAGCUGCAUCUGAUACCAAGUGUGUUAUCUUGAGUAACUGCAGAUUUUCAGUGCUACAUAUUUAUCCUGAAUGUUACACUGAGUAGCAUUCAAAGAGUGAACUGAAAUAUAGUAUUCACUGAAAUAACAGAAGUGAGAAAUAUUUUUUUUAUCUCAGUGUGUCUGUUUAAUUUACAUUAGCCCAAACUUUUGCAUUUUAUUGUUAACCAAUUUUGUUAACAUAGGUUGUAAAGUGUAAAGUGAUACACUCGUGCAGAAGGGAACAGAAGUGUGCCAUGUCAAAGUGACAUCUUAACAACUUCCAGUACGUUUUAAAUGUUAUGAACAUAUACUGUUUCCUGUCUGUGAUUUUUAAAGUAUUGUGAUAUAUACUGAAUAAAAUGUUUGUAUUUCUACAACUGA